AUGACACCAGACAUCAAUAUUUCCAUUGACCGCGGCGGCACAUUCUGCGACGUCCUCGUCCAAACCCCCCACGCAGAGCUCGUCUUCAAACUCCUCUCCGAAGAUCCCCAAACCUAUCGCGAUGCCCCAACGGAAGCAAUUCGCCGAGCCCUCGAAAUCAUCGAGAGACGGCCAAUCCCAAUUGACUCAAAACUGGACGGGUCACGGAUUGCAUCGUGUCGGAUUGGGACGACCAUCGCUACGAAUGCACUGCUUGAGGGAAAAGGACGGGAAUUCGCUUUUGUCACAACGAAGGGAUUUAAAGAUGUCUGUGUGAUUGAUGAUCAGAGUCGGCCGAAGUUGUUUGAUUUGAAUGUGCGGAAGCCGCCGGCGUUGCACGCUACGUCUGUGGAGAUUGAUGAGCGGGUUACGAUUGAAGAUUAUGAUUUGAAUCCGUUUCCGAUGGAUAAAAAGGACAGCAUCACUGAUCCAGCCUUGGUGAGGACGGCGAGUGGUGAGGUUAUUCGCAUUUUCAAGGCACCAGACGAAAGUCAGGUUCGGCAGGUUCUAGCAGAUGUGCAGUCUGCCGGAUAUACAUCUCUCGCCAUCUCAUUCAUGCACUCCUUCCUCUAUCCCAAUCACGAAGAUCUAGUGGCUGACAUAGCCCGCGAAAUGGGAUUCGAGUAUAUCACCAAAGCAUCCGAGAUCAGCCCUACGAUCAAGUUUCUCAAUCGCAGCAGUUCCGUCUCCUCCGAGGCGUAUCUAUAUCCCAUUGUGAGAGACUACGUGGCAGCCUUUCAAUCCGGAUUCGAAAUUCUCCCACAACGAGUGGAAUUCAUGAGCUCAGAUGGCGGACUACGACAAGCAGCCAAGUUCCGCGGAAAUGAGGCUCUCCUCAGCGGACCAGCAGGAGGCGUCGUAGGAAUUGCCCGAACCUGCUUCGACGAGGAUGGAAAAACACCCCUUCUAGGCUUCGACAUGGGCGGAACCAGCACCGAUGUAUGUCGAUAUGACGGGGCCUACGACUAUCUCACAGAAACUACCGUCGCCGGUCGAAAGAUCACCACAUCCAUGUUGAACAUCGCCACGGUAGCCGCGGGUGGUGGAUCGAUGCUGUUUGCGCGCCAUGGACUGUUUGUCGUUGGGCCCGAGAGUGCCGGUGCUCAUCCGGGCCCUGCGUGUUAUCGAAAGGGAGGUCCGUUGACGGUGACGGAUGCGAAUCUGUUUCUGGGACGACUGGUUCUGUCUGCUUUUCCGACUAUAUUUGGGCCUGGGGCUGAUCAGCCUUUGGAUUAUGAAGGUACCAAGAAGAAGUUUGAGGAGAUUACGAGGGAGGUGAAUGAACAGACAGAACAGACUCUUACAGCAGAAGAAGUUGCGCAGGGCUUUUUGACAGUCGCCAACGAGACUAUGACGCGGCCAAUGCGGAAUGCAACUGAAGUGCGAGGAUAUGCGCCUAGUGGCCAUUAUCUGGUUAGUUUUGGAGGUGCAGGAGGACAGCAUGCGUGUUCUAUUGCUGAUAGAUUGGGGAUAAGACGGGUUGUGGUUCAUCGACAUUCGUCCUUGUUGUCUGCAGUCGGUAUAGCGCAGGCUGAGCUGCAGUCUGAGUUAUCAACACCGUACGCUGGUGUGUUCCAUCUUGAUGUGCUUGACCAUAUCAGAAAACAUAUUGAUGUCCUUAAAGAACAAGUCAAGAAAGAUCUGGUCUCACAAGGCGCUGACGAGAGUACGAUUGAAUUCGACGAGUCUCUGAGUAUGCGAUAUGCAGGCACUGACACCAACUUGGUUAUAUCAAAGCCCGCUGGAGAGAAUUAUGGAAAUGCUUUCAUAAAGAGACAUCAGCAGGAGUUCUCCUUCAUCCUACAGAGGAAUAUCGACAUCGAUUCCAUCAAAGUCCGCGGUGUUGGGCGAAGCAGUCCUUCUACUGCAGCAUCCCCUUAUUCUCUCUUGCAGAAGGCCAGGGUAGAACCAGAUGCUCAAUCAGCAUCUUCUCAACAGGUCUUUAUAGAUGGUACAUGGAAUGAUGUUCCUAUCUUCAACCUCGAUUCUGUCCCCAGACCAGGUCGACGACAAGGCCCUGCAUUGCUCAUCGACGCAACCCAGACCAUCUUCGUAGAACCUCAGUUCACUGCAUACUUCCUACCAGACCACGUCAUUCUCGAAAGAACAGAUACCACCAAGCCAGAUGAGACUAUAUCAACAUCACAAACCAUCAAUCCCAUCCAGCUCUCCGUCCUCUCCCACAGAUUCAUGUCCAUCGCCGAACAAAUGGGGCACACCCUCCAACGCACCUCCAUCUCAACGAGCAUCAAAGAACGUCUCGACUUUUCCUGCGCCAUAUUCUCGCACGAGGGGAAGCUAGUCGCUAACGCACCGCACAUCCCCAUCCAUCUGGGCAGUAUGCAGUAUGCGAUUCGAUAUCAACAUCGAUUAUGGGCUGGGAAGUUGAAAGCGGGUGAUGUGCUGCUCACGAAUCAUCCGGAGUGUGGUGGGACGCAUUUGCCUGAUUUGACGGUGAUUACACCGGUAUUCGUCGAUAAUGAGGGAGAGGUUGCGUUUUAUGUUGCUGCACGCGGUCAUCAUACGGAUAUUGGUGGUCAGGGUAUCACGUCGAUGAUGCCAGACUCGAAACAGCUAUGGCAGGAGGGAUUCAACGUGCGGUCUAUGAAGAUAGUAAAUGACGGUGUCUUUCUCGAAGAUGAACUGAGAAGGGCAUUUCUGGCUGCUGGUGAUCUCCCCGGAUGCAGUCCAACCCGUCGACUGGAUGAUAACAUCUCCGACAUAAAAGCGCAGAUCUCAUCUAACCAACGCGGCAUCCUUCUUCUCCAGAAACUCUGCACCGAAUCCAGUCUCCCAUUCAUCCAGACAGCCAUGGCAGCUAUCCAAACCAACGCCGAGACAGCCGUACGGGCGUAUCUCAAGCAGAUAGCGCACGCCCGCACCAUGCCCCUUUCCGCAACAGACCACUUCGACGAUGGUACCAUCCUCCGCAUCAGCAUCACCAUCGAUAAGAAGACAGGCGGCGCAAUCUUCGACUUUGCGGGCACAGGCCCCCAAAUGUGGGGGAAUUACAACUGUCCGAUAUCCAUCACACAUUCGGCCAUCAUGUACUGUCUCCGCUGUCUCGUCAACGCCGACAUCCCGCUCAACGACGGCUGUCUCUCGCCGAUAGAUAUCCGCAUUCCGAAGGGAUCAGUGCUUCGUCCUAAUUCCUCCGUUGCGAUAUGCGGAAGUACACUCGCCAGCCAGCGCGUCAUCGACGUGAUACUACGGGCCUUUGCAUCCUGUGCUGCAUUUUCCGGCUGCGCGAAUAGCUUCGGCUGGGGAAUGGGCGGGAAGAAUCCUAUUACAGGUAUUAUAGAGCCAGGCUGGAGUUACGGCGAGACAGUGGGCGGGGGGUGUGGUGCUGGACCUGGCUGGGACGGUGAACACGCGGUGCAGGCACACUCCACAAAUACCAAAAUCACAGACGCAGAAGUCGUUGAAAAGCGAACCCCCGUUAUCGUCAGACGACAUGCGAUUAACCAUGGAACUGGCGGGAAAGGAAAAUACAAAGGAGGAGAUGGAGCAGUGCGGGAGAUUGAAGCUCGAGUGCCGCUUCAGUUUAGCAUUCUGAGCGACCGUCGAGUCGUCGCUCCGUAUGGGAUGAAUGGGGGAGAUGAAGGGCAGGUUGGGGGGAAUUACGCAUUUAAAUGGAAUGAAGAUAGAACUGGGUUGGAUACGUUGUCUUUGGGUGGAAAAGCAGCGCUUCGGUUAGAGGCUGGCGAAAUCAUGCAGAUCAACAGUCCGGGAGGAGGAGGAUGGGGGUUUCGUGGAUAG
Aspergillus wentii DTO 134E9 is the source of this 3798-nucleotide messenger RNA. RefSeq lists its product as uncharacterized. Gene Ontology annotation, biological process: glutathione metabolic process. NCBI's taxonomy places the organism in Eukaryota, Fungi, Ascomycota, Eurotiomycetes, Eurotiales, Aspergillaceae. Bases 1 to 3798 code for a protein of 1265 amino acids. Gene Ontology annotation, cellular component: cytosol. Gene Ontology annotation, molecular function: 5-oxoprolinase (ATP-hydrolyzing) activity. The transcript has 2 exons. The record is from RefSeq and is a predicted model, not a curated record.